Homo sapiens (human) is the source of this 2914-nucleotide messenger RNA. RefSeq names its product MARVEL domain containing 3 (gene MARVELD3). The record is from RefSeq and is marked validated. Lineage: Eukaryota; Metazoa; Chordata; Mammalia; Primates; Hominidae. The transcript has 3 exons. Bases 47 to 1252 code for a protein of 401 amino acids. Gene Ontology annotation, cellular component: membrane; bicellular tight junction.
GUUGUUGCCCUCAGGUCGCUCCCGGGCGGGGACACGGAACCCGGCCAUGGAAGAUCCGUCGGGGGCUCGCGAGCCCCGGGCCCGGCCGAGAGAGCGGGACCCGGGACGGCGCCCCCACCCAGACCAAGGCCGCACCCACGAUCGACCGCGGGACCGACCCGGGGACCCGCGCAGGAAGCGAAGCAGCGACGGGAACCGGCGAAGGGACGGGGACCGGGACCCGGAGAGAGACCAGGAGAGGGACGGGAACCGCGACCGGAACCGGGACCGGGAGAGGGAGAGAGAGAGGGAAAGAGACCCGGACCGAGGCCCCCGCCGGGACACACACAGGGACGCGGGCCCUCGCGCAGGUGAACACGGAGUUUGGGAAAAACCGCGCCAAAGCCGGACGCGGGACGGAGCCCGGGGACUGACCUGGGACGCAGCCGCGCCUCCUGGGCCCGCGCCCUGGGAAGCCCCGGAGCCGCCGCAGCCGCAGAGGAAGGGAGACCCCGGGCGCCGCAGACCCGAAAGUGAACCCCCUUCGGAGAGAUAUCUGCCCUCGACCCCCAGGCCUGGACGAGAGGAGGUGGAAUAUUACCAGUCAGAGGCGGAAGGACUCCUGGAAUGCCACAAAUGCAAAUACUUGUGCACUGGGAGAGCCUGCUGCCAAAUGCUGGAGGUUCUCCUGAACUUGCUGAUCCUGGCCUGCAGCUCUGUGUCUUACAGUUCCACAGGGGGCUACACGGGCAUCACCAGCUUGGGGGGCAUUUACUACUAUCAGUUCGGAGGGGCUUACAGUGGCUUUGAUGGUGCUGACGGGGAGAAGGCCCAGCAACUGGAUGUCCAGUUCUACCAGCUAAAGCUGCCCAUGGUCACUGUGGCAAUGGCCUGUAGUGGAGCCCUCACAGCCCUCUGCUGCCUCUUCGUUGCCAUGGGUGUCCUGCGGGUCCCGUGGCAUUGUCCACUGUUGCUGGUGACCGAAGGCUUGUUGGACAUGCUCAUCGCGGGGGGGUACAUCCCGGCCUUGUACUUCUACUUCCACUACCUCUCUGCUGCCUAUGGCUCUCCUGUGUGUAAAGAGAGGCAGGCGCUGUACCAAAGCAAAGGCUACAGCGGUUUCGGCUGCAGUUUCCACGGAGCAGAUAUAGGAGCUGGAAUCUUUGCUGCCCUGGGCAUUGUGGUCUUUGCCCUGGGGGCUGUCCUGGCCAUAAAGGGCUACCGAAAAGUUAGGAAGCUAAAAGAGAAGCCAGCAGAAAUGUUUGAAUUUUAAGGGUUUCUAAAACGCUCUGACAGAUGCAAGUGGUGGUGGAAGGUAGUCUGAGCCACUGCCUUUCCCAAGAAUCCCUUGUUGUGGAAGUUUCCAGUGCUGGAAAAGCAGCGAGCCAGCGUUGGUGUGGUGGGCGGAGCUCCCAGUCGCAUGGAGCGGUGUUCAUGGAUGCAACAGACCCUGGCUUCUGGAGUCCUCUGUGAGUGAGGGACCAAUCAAAAUUAUUUUUCAAAAAGCAAAAAAAUGGCCGGCCUCGGCGGCUCACACCUGUAACCCCAGCACUUUGGGAGGCUGAGGUGGGUGGAUCACUUGAGGUCAGGAGCUCGAGACCAGCUUGGCCAACAUGGUGAGCCCCCGUCUCUACUAAAAUACAAAAAAAUUAGCCAGGCGUGGUGGCGGGCGCCUGUAAUCCCAGCUACUUGGGAGGCUGAGGCAGGAGAAUCGCUUGAAUCUGGGAGGCGGAGAUUGCAGUGAGCCGAGAUCCCGCCACUGCACUCCAGCCCAGGUGACAGAGCGAGACUCCAUCUCAAAAAAAAAAAAAAGCAAAAAAACUGGACCCCAAGAGCCACAAGGAAAAAGCAUGUACUACAACAGAGUGCACCUCUUCAUUCAGUAAAGGGAGGUCACCAAGAGAAUUUGAUGAACCUUACCUUCAAAGUUCCUGGGCACAGUGGCUCACACCUGUAAUCCCAGAGCUUUGGGAGGCUGAGGUAGGAGGAUUGCUUGAACCCAGGAGUUCAAGUUUGCAGUGCGCUAUGAUUGUCCCACUACACUCUAGCCUGAGCAACAGACCAAGACCGUAUUGCCAAAAUACCAAAAAAAAAAAAAGUUCAUGGAGAGCCACAUAGACAUGAGACCACACUUCAGCCUGAAUUUUUCUAAAACACAGUUGUCUCAAGCAGAUUACUCCACACGUUUUUCCACACUGAACUCUCCAGUCCUUCCACUUCCUUAAUUCUGCAAAUGGAGGGGGUGGGGACUCUUGGGAAACUACUCCUGUAAAAUUGAAGUUGGAGGUAGGCGUGGGCUGAGGAAAGAGGAAUCAGAUUAAUUCUCUGGGUUGCAAAGAGGCUAUUCUGCAAGCCCCUUACAGUGGCCCUGAAAGCUCAAUAAGUGUUUUGUACCUCUUGUAAAUGUGCCAUUGUGUGAAGCAUUAAACCCAACAUCUAGAAUUCAGGAUUCAUCCAGAAUAAAAGGAUGUAAAAUCUUUCCCAACAGAAGAGUGUUACUUUUGGUCAGACAACUUCAUGGGUUCUUACUGCACAUUAAAUUAUGACUUAUGGAACAUUGCAAUAUAUUCUCGGUCCUUAAGUUAUGACUUAUGGAACAUUACAAUAUAUUCUCGGUCCAAGUGAGUAAGUUCUUUGCUUUAUGUGAAUCCAAUAAAAAAUCCAAAGAAUUUUAAUUUGGAGUUGAUGUCCUCUUUACAAUACAUUUAUAAUAUUCUCUUAAAUACAGACAAUUUUUCACAUUUAAAAGGUGAGUUCCAUUUGAGUUUAGAAAAGGAAAUAUAUAUAUACAUGCUUGUAUAUGAUUGGAAAAUUUCUUGAAGAAUAACAUCAGAAAGUAUUAAGUUUUGCUUUUGAAGAGAAGGGGACUUUUCAUUUAUACAUGGCUUGACUGCACAUGUAUUAAUUUUAGAAAAAUAAAAAGUAAAAAAGUUGA